This is a messenger RNA of Lineus longissimus, 4663 nucleotides long. Its product is annotated as DNA-directed RNA polymerase II subunit RPB2. Gene Ontology annotation, biological process: DNA-templated transcription. Gene Ontology annotation, cellular component: RNA polymerase II, core complex. Lineage: Eukaryota; Metazoa; Nemertea; Pilidiophora; Heteronemertea; Lineidae. Bases 124 to 3651 code for a protein of 1175 amino acids. The transcript is spliced from 17 exons. The record is from RefSeq and is a predicted model, not a curated record. Gene Ontology annotation, molecular function: ribonucleoside binding; DNA binding.
CGGAGUCGAUUUGAGAACAAUAAAUGCCCUGCAAAAUCUCCCGUAAUCCUGUUGAAGGAAUUAAGUUUUAAACCCCAGGCUUUUUGACUACAUUCCUUUUAAGUUGAAGACGAAUAUAUCGCCAUGUAUGAUCCGGAUGAGGAGACAUACGCAGAUGAUGAGGAUGAAGAGAUUUCUUCAGAUCUGUGGCAGGAGGCCUGCUGGAUUGUCAUCAGUUCUUACUUCGAUGAAAAGGGUCUGGUCAGACAGCAGCUCGAUUCAUUUGAUGAGUUCAUCCAGAUGUCUGUGCAGAGAAUCGUGGAGGACUCGCCGCCAAUUGAUCUCCAAGCGGAGGCACAGCAUACGUCUGGGGUGAUAGAAACACCAACUCGCUAUGUCCUCAAAUUCGAACAAAUCUACCUGUCCAAACCAACACAUUGGGAGAAAGAUGGCGCACCCAGUCCUAUGAUGCCAAAUGAAGCAAGGCUAAGAAACCUCACAUACUCUGCGCCACUUUAUGUGGACAUCACAAAAACUUGCAUCAAAGAAAAUGAAGAUCCUGUUGAAACUCAACAUCAAAAAACUUUCAUUGGGAAGAUACCUAUCAUGUUACGAUCGACGUAUUGUUUACUGAAUGGACUAACCGAUCGUGAUUUGACUGAGUUGAACGAAUGUCCUCUGGAUCCCGGCGGCUACUUUAUCAUCAAUGGAUCGGAGAAGGUGCUCAUUGCCCAGGAAAAGAUGGCCACAAAUACAGUGUAUGUAUUUCAACAAAAAGACAGCAAAUAUGCCUAUAAGACGGAAAUUCGAUCCUGUUUGGAACAUUCGUCUCGACCAACGAGUACACUCUGGGUGAACUUAAUGGCAAGAGGAGGCCAGGGGGCUAAGAAGAGUGCCAUCGGUCAGAGAAUCAUCGCAAUUCUACCAUAUAUUCGACAAGAGAUUCCAGUUAUCAUUGUGUUCAGAGCCCUCGGAUUCGUAUCGGACAGAGACAUUUUGGAACACAUCAUUUAUGAUUUUGAAGAUCCAGAGAUGAUGGAGUUUGUCAAACCUUCAUUAGAUGAAGCCUUCGUCAUCCAGGAACAAAACGUCGCCCUGAACUUCAUUGGUGCGAGAGGAGCGCGCCCUGGUGUCACAAAAGACAAACGUAUCAAAUACGCCAGAGAGAUUCUGCAGAAAGAAAUGUUGCCUCAUGUGGGUAUCAGUGACUUCUGUGAGACGAAGAAGGCUUACUUUUUGGGUUACAUGGUUCAUCGUCUGCUUUGUUGUGCUCUUGGUCGAAGAGCUGUUGAUGACAGAGAUCACUACGGUAACAAACGUCUGGACCUAGCUGGGCCUUUGUUGGCUUUCCUUUUCCGAGGCCUCUUCAGAAACUUGAUGAAAGAGGUCAGAAUUUAUGCCCAGAAAUUCAUCGACAAGGGCAAAGACUUUAACAUCGAGUUAGCCAUCAAAACGAGAAUCAUCACCGACGGCCUUAAGUACUCGCUGGCCACAGGAAACUGGGGUGACCAAAAGAAAGCUCAUCAAGCGCGUGCCGGUGUGUCCCAGGUGUUGAAUCGGUUGACGUUCGUGUCGACCUUGUCUCAUUUACGGCGUGUGAACUCUCCGAUUGGUCGUGAUGGGAAACUUGCUAAGCCUCGUCAGUUGAACAACACGCAGUGGGGCAUGAUCUGUCCUGCUGAGACUCCAGAGGGCGGUGCUAUUGGUCUGUUGAAGAAUCUUGCCCUGAUGGCCUACAUCUCUGUUGGGUCCCAGCCGUCCCCGAUCCUGGAGUUCUUGGAGGAGUGGAGUAUGGAGAAUCUGGAGGAGAUAGCACCAUCUGCCAUUCAAGAUGCUACGAAAAUCUUUGUAAAUGGUUGCUGGGUUGGUAUCCAUAGAGAUCCAGAACAGCUCAUGAACACGCUCAAGAAACUCCGACGUCAGAUGGAUAUCAUUGUGUCCGAGGUAUCCAUGAUCCGCGACAUCCGUGACAGAGAGAUCAGAAUCUACACGGAUGCCGGCCGCAUCUGCCGCCCGUUGUUGAUCGUGGAGAGUCAGAAGUUGUUGUUGAAGAAGCGUCACGUUGAUCUGUUGAAGGAGCGAGAGUAUAAUAAUUAUGGUUGGCAGGAUUUGGUUGCCAGUGGUGUCGUAGAGUACAUUGACACGCUCGAGGAGGACACGGUCAUGUUGGCCAUGACACCGGAGGACUUGCAAGACAAGGAUGUGGCCUACUGUUCCACCUACACCCACUGUGAGAUUCACCCCAGCAUGAUCCUUGGUGUGUGUGCAUCCAUCAUUCCCUUCCCUGAUCACAACCAGUCUCCUCGUAACACGUACCAAAGUGCUAUGGGUAAACAAGCUAUGGGAGUGUUUAUUUCAAACUUCCACGUCCGGAUGGAUACCCUUGCUAACGUGCUGUGGUAUCCCCAGAAGCCACUGGUCACCACACGGUCUAUGGAAUACCUGAGGUUCAGGGAGCUGCCAGCUGGAAUCAACUCUAUCGUGGCCAUUGCUUCUUACACUGGUUACAACCAAGAGGAUUCCGUCAUUUUGAAUGAAUCCGCUGUAGAUCGAGGAUUCUUCCGGUCCGUGUUUUAUCGGUCGUACAAAGAUGCCGAGUCAAAGAAGGGUUUAGAUCAAGAAGAGUUGUUUGAAAAGCCAAGCAGAGAGAAAGUCAUGGGUAUGCGGCCAGCAUCCUAUGAUAAACUCGAUGACGAUGGAAUCAUAUCCCCUGGCCUCAGGGUCUCAGGCGACGAUGUUCUGAUUGGAAAGACGCUUACACUACCCGAAAAUGAUGACGAUCUUGAUCCUACUGCCCGCCGAUUUACGAAACGAGAUGCCAGUGUGUUCAUGCGUCGUACGGAGACUGGUCUGGUUGAUCAGGUCAUGGUGACUAUAAACCAGGAGGGUUACAAGUUCUGCAAGAUUCGAGUGAGGACCACUAAGACGCCGCAGGUGGGAGAUAAGUUCGCUAGUCGUCACGGACAGAAGGGAACGUGUGGAAUCCGAUACAGACAGGAGGACAUGCCAUUCACAUGCGAAGGCCUCACCCCCGACAUCAUCAUCAACCCCCAUGCCGUACCAUCACGUAUGACCAUUGGCCAUUUGAUCGAGUGCCUCCAGGGCAAAGUGUCCGCCAACCGGGGAGAGAUUGGCGAUGCUACGCCAUUCAACGAUGCUGUGAAUGUACAGAAGAUCUCCAAUAUCCUGGCAGAAUAUGGUUACCAUCUUAGAGGAAAUGAGGUAUUAUUCAAUGGUCACACAGGCCGCAAGCUGAACUCGCAGAUUUUCCUCGGUCCCACCUACUACCAGCGUCUCAAGCAUAUGGUAGAUGACAAGAUUCACUCCCGAGCUCGAGGGCCUGUCCAGAUUCUGAACAGACAACCUAUGGAGGGUCGAUCGCGUGAUGGAGGUCUGCGUUUUGGUGAGAUGGAGCGUGAUUGUCAGAUUGCUCACGGUGCUGCCCAAUUUUUGCGUGAGCGCCUGUUCGAGGCGUCUGAUCCUUACCGCGUGCAUGUCUGCAACAUCUGCGGUCUGAUCGCCAUUGCUAACUUGAGGAAUAACACUUUCGAGUGCCGUGGAUGUAGGAAUAAAACACAGAUUUCGCAAGUUCGUAUGCCAUACGCCUGCAAGCUUCUCUUCCAAGAGUUGAUGUCGAUGAGCAUUGCCCCCAGGAUGAUGGUUGAUGCGUAGUUUCUUGGUUUGUCACGUAGGAUGAGGAACAUUUGUGAAAUGAUUUAACAUUUCUGUUGUGACUGCUUGUCCGUCUGAAAUAGGGACAGCCUUCUGAGCCUGCGUAAUCACUGGUUUGAUAUUGCAAACAAGCGAUUUUUGUCGCAAAGAACUUAUCAGAUUUCCUUUGUUCUAUUUCUGUAUUCUUAUUUUGAUUGUGCUAUAAAUUUGGUGAAGAAAAAGGGAAAAGAAAUUCUGUAAAAAACAUAAAACAUGAAAACUCUGGAAAAAGAAGUUUGGUCGAGCUGUUCUUGAGAUGUACAUGUUUUCUUUUUGCCAAACCACCCAUGGUGUGAGAUUCGGAUCUACAUAUGUAUAUUUACUUUAAAGUCAUCCUAUUGAAGAAGUCGUCACCUCAUAUCAUGACAUUUCAUCGACAGUAAACAUAAAUAUUAUUGUUAAUUGAUAACCCUGGUCGUGUGAUCACCUUGUCUGCAAUUGAUCAUAGAUAAAGUUUGUCCUGACCUGUUUUGUGUGGUGGCACACUGAAGAAGAGCUGAAAUCAUGCCAGACCAGCACUUACUAAACUUUUGAAUUCAUUAUAAGUCGAAUACUAUUUCUUGAAUUAGUGAGAAGUUUUGAAGACCUUCUGUUCACAUUUUCAAUUGUAAGGUUAAGUGGUACAGUUAUACCUCCUGCAGUGUAAAAGACCGCUGUCUGUGCACAUCAUGCACACAAAGGCUAUGAUUUUACUGUUGUUAUAAUUGUACCACCUCACCUUAUAUCUAUCUUAAGUUCGUGCUGGGCUGCCAUAAUCAUGAGACACCCCUUUAAAAGGGAGUAAAGGCAGGACCUAAGGGUUAAAUUGUUGGUCUUUGGAUGACUUGCAUAUACAGUUGGAGGCCUGGGGUGUGUUUGAUUCAUAUUCCUCAGAAAGGCAUGAACAGUUUUGAUGUACAUGUAUUGCGAGAUAAGAUAUUUUGUGAAUACAAUUUUUGCGAGUCGGUACAAUAUAUGCAUUUAUAUGUGAAUA